Coregonus clupeaformis (lake whitefish) is the source of this 2468-nucleotide messenger RNA. RefSeq names its product coiled-coil domain containing 51 (gene ccdc51). The record is from RefSeq and is a predicted model, not a curated record. Bases 220 to 1581 code for a protein of 453 amino acids. The transcript has 4 exons. NCBI's taxonomy places the organism in Eukaryota, Metazoa, Chordata, Actinopteri, Salmoniformes, Salmonidae.
AUGGCCAUAGAUUUUCAAUGAAUUGCAUAAACAUCAGCAUUGUAGAGGUCAACCGAGCUUCUGCAGUGUUGCAGAAAUGUAGAUAUUAUCCUCCAGAUAGGUCAGCAUAUCCGAAGCAGGGGUGAUACAAGGAUACAGGAAAUGCCUGAGGGAUACAAAGUGGCAGCUCCAAUGUCUUGUGCUUUAGCAGCAUAGUGAAUAUAAACCACUGACUUGUCAAUGAGGUACAGAGGUAAACAGCUCAUACCAUGGUGCCAUGGAACAUCAUGUCUCUACCGUUUCAACAUCACUGGAACGGUUAGAGGGACAGUGUAUUUCAGCAGGACCUACAGCACACAACAACAUCCGCCAUCACGUCCAAAAGAUGACAUAGCGGACAAACCUGUUGUUCCUAUUCAAGAGCGUGCCGUGGCUACAAUACAGAAUCUGACUGACUUGGGGAAGCAGUGGGGACAGAAAUCUGUGAGCACAGCGUCACAGUGGGGGCAGAAGUCUAUGACCACUGCCUCAAACACAGUUAACUACUGGUGGGAGAGGUACGAGGAGUUUGUCGGCCUGAAUGAAGUCAGAGAUGCUCAGUCUCAAGUCACAGAGGCAGAGAGGGCCUUCAUGGUGGCCAGAGGGAUGGUGCGUGAGGCCCAUGGCAGCCUGGAGGCCCUACAGGUUAGGCUGAAGGAGGUGAGAGACCGACUGGAUCGGGUCUCACGAGAGGAGGCCCACUACCUGGAGCUGGCCACGCUGGAGCACAAGCUGCUGCAGGAGGAGCGUCGCCUGCGGACAGCCUACGAGAACGCAGAGAGUGCAGAACGAGAGAAGUUUGCCUUAUUCUCAGCUGGUGUGCGUGCGAGCCACGAAAAAGAGCGGACUCGGGCGGAGCGCACAAAGAACUGGUCCGUGAUAGGCUCAGUGCUCGGAGCUUUGAUAGGGGUCAUGGGGUCAACCUAUAUCAACAGAGUACGCCUACAGGAGCUGAAGACCUUGCUACUGGAGGCUCAGAAAGGACCUGUUAGUCUACAGGAGGCUAUAAAAGUCCAGGCCGGUAUGCAUAAGACACAACAACAGGAGCUGAGAGGCCUUAUAGACACCCUGAGGGUGACACUUCAGCAUAGAGCAGCUCAGGUGGUGGCUGAGAAGGAGGAUGUGAAGAAGCCAGUGGCAGCUCCUGUUCCGGUUCCAGAACACAUCGUGGUUCCACCUCCACACCAGCCUUCUCCGAGUGCCUCCGAGACAGUUCUGAAAGAGAUAUUGCUUUAUAGUCAGAAAGCACAGAGUCUUGUAGAAGGCAUCCAGCCACAGCUAGGACAGCUUGAACAGAGUGUUGGGAAGGUGGAAUCGGAACUUCUGGCUGUUCAAAAUUUGAUUGAGACUUAUCAUAGGGAAGAAAAGCAGUCAGUAGUUAUAAGUCAGCAAGAUUCACAGAUGUUUGUUUGCGACACUAAGAGCGUUAUGCAAGGUCUUGACCAGACGGAGAAAAGACUUGAAGCCUCAAUAGGCCAGACUACCAUGUACAACACUGUUCUGGCAUACGGUGCGCUUGCUGUCACUGUUCCUGCACUGUAUAUCCUCUUUAGAGGUGUUUAACUAAUGUUAUGUACUGUAAGAGAGUGAUAUUAAUCUUACAAGGUCCAUCUUGAUUUACAAUGAAAUGAUUACAAAUUAAUAUUGUGAUUGCUGUUCAUGUUUUUACUACAGGUAAAAUGAACCAUGCACUGAUGUGAAAUCAAUUACUUAAAAUAAAAAUAAUUAGAGUGCUGUAUCUAUAUGAAAAUCAAAUGUAAUACAUUGUAAAAUAUUUGAAUUAGAGUACUAUCUAUUAUACAUUGUCAAAUAUUUAGUCAUGUUUUUAAUGUAGAUUGUUCUAUACAUUGUUGCAAAAAUAAUUUCUCAUUCCAGUAAAAAUUAGCGUAAUAUAUCAUGUGUAUUUCAUAAAGAAAAUAUGGUUAAUAUGUGAGAACACGGCACAAUUCUAUUUCUCACGUCUUCAGUAAAACAACUGAAAAUCAGUUACCCGGCUUGCUGGGUGAAACAAAUCGAGUGUAUCCAAAGGUACAUCCGGCAUUACAUUAGAUUGGCCUUUCACAGAGUACUCCGACCAAUCAUAAUGCUGCUCUUUGGUUCUAAUAUUACAUAUUCAUGACAUUUCGCGCGCUUUCUAUAUCACGUGACGAUUUCGCGCGAAAAGUAAGUGUGGUAAAACAAAUGUAAAAAAAACAUUUGCGUGGAAGCAAUAGAGAAGCAAGCACGAAAUAAUGGCGGUGAGUGAUUAUUGUCAAAAUCAACAAUAUAUUCACAUAUGAUGUUUCAACAUAUUUCUUAUUUGACAGAUAGGUGAUUGUUGUUUUUGAUUGUUUAUUUCACGUUUAUCUAUUUCACUUGCUUUGGCAAUGUAAACCUAUGUUUCCCAUGCCAAUAAAGCCCAUUGAAUUGAAUAGUUGUGUAUGUUCCUUGAUAAAUUAGCCGAGAAUUUC